GCCUGCCUGUCCUAUUUGAACCCAGUCAUCCCCAACUGUCCACGCUCCCCCAUCCGCGUGCGACCUCCCGUCCAUCCCCCAUGACUACGUUUACUACCAUCAAGAUCAAGAUAAGGCACUCGUUGCGCUACAUCGUUGCAGCCGCGCUUGUAUCCACCCUUCUCUUGGCCUUCCACCUCAUCCAAUACGACAACGAGGCUGGCUAUGUCGAGCAAAUCACUCCCGCAUACGAAGCGCCUCCCAGCUCCAAGUCUGGUCUGCUCAUCUUACCUGCUGAUUCGCUCCAGUUCCUCGAUGAGCAUCCUGAAAUCCUCGAAAACUUGGGUAAUCCCCCCAUAGUCCAUGUGGAGACGCCCAUACCCGAGCCUUUGACCCCAGAACACUCCCUGUACCGCGACCAUGUCCUCAACAUCUACGACAGCAUCGAGCCCAUCAAUCUCGACAAGCUGAAGUGCGACGUGCUCAACCAGCAGGCCACCGUGCAGAUUGACAAGGCCGCAGCAUUGAAGGUUUCGCUUCCACGGCUCAUGGAAGAGCUUUUGAAGGAAAUCGACACCAAUCCUGACGGCUACAUGGGCCAAAUUGCCCCGUUUUUUGAAGAAAACUUGCGUUUGAUGGUCAAGCACAAUGUGGUGGACAUUUUUUGGUCACGCUUGGCCGGCUCCAGCGUGUGGUUGAAGGAUUAUGGUGUCCAUUUUGUCAUUUCACGAAUCAUCUACACUCCAAAAGCUGUUCGCAACCAGCCAGUGUUUUCGGUGGUGUACGCCCAGCUCUACGACGAGAACUGGGAGGAGAUCACUGAUUCGCAUUUGGUGGUUCCCUCCAACGAGGGCUCGUUCAACGUGAUGAAGUUUCCGUCGUUCCUCCCCAUUCCGUUCUUCCAUGACGUCGACGACCCCAAGCUCCGCUACUACGGGCCCGAGGAUGCCCACGUGUCGCUCGUCAAGAACAAGGCUGGCUACGAGGAGCCUCUCUUGGUGUACAACUCGUACCAUAGAAAAUUCACCCAAAAUCCGAAAUAUGAUCCUAACUCCAAGGCUGGCAGAAAGCAGGCAGGCACCUACCGGUCUAUGUUUGUGUCGUGGCCGUUCCAGCUUCAGAAGGGUAAGGCCAACACGGAUGGCGAGCCCAACAAGGCUUACGAUGACAAACUCUACUCCAAGGCCAUGGAGUUGCAGAUCGCGAACCAGCCUCGCCAAAAGAAGCAAAAGAACUGGGUGCCUUUGGUGAGCCACUCAGAACGUGAGGAACAUGGCUACGACCGCGACUUGUACUUUGUGUACAGAUGGUCCAAAUUCGAGACCUUGAAAUGUGACAUCAGUGAAGGCACUGGCUUGUGUUCGUCCGAUUUCAAGUUGGAUCCAAAAUUGGACCCCAAGACCACAGUGGGACCCCUUCGUGGAGGUACCCAGAUGGUUAAUAUCAACGAGCUCAUCAAGACCCAAACCAAGGUCGACUUGGCUAGCAUUAUCCCCAAAGGAAGAGAAAUCUGGGCUGGUUUUCCCAGAGCUCACUUGGAUGACUGCGGCUGCGGAGACAGAAUGUACAGGCCCAACUUGGUGGUGUUAGUCAAGGACUCGAUCGAGGUCGACAGGGACGGGAACAAGGAGAUAAAGUCCUUUUACAGAAUCACCCACAUCUCGUCAUCGGUGUCGUUCGACAUUCCUAUCCUUAGCUGGGAUAUUGGCGAACCCAAAAAGUUGUGCUACAUCAGCAAUGUGCUCAUUCCCAACGGAAUAGCCACCUGGAAGGCCGAGGAUUUGCACCAGGACGAAUCUGGCUACUGGAAGGUCGACGACCAGAUGACUUUGAUGGUCUCGGUUGCUGACUUCACCGUCCAUAACAUCAACAUACAGGGCCUCUUGGAGCAAAUUUUGAACUUCAACAGCCCCACUCUUGUUUUGCAUGCCGACAAUACAGAACAAACUGACGAAGGACGCCGCGAGCUUGGCCUCUUGGACCCCAACAGAUUCAGUGACGAUGCCUACCGUGCUACAAUGGGCUACAACGACGACAACGUACAAUGUGCCAUUGAAGGGUCCAAGAAAUUCUGCAAGGUAUACGGACAAACAUACAAGAAAACCUUUAAAAACACAGCCAGUGAUUUCGAGGAGUUCAUGAAUGAAAAUUCCAUUCAUAUGGAUCCAUUUCAAAUAGACGAGUACCUUGUCGACUUGAAGAAAAUGGAAAAAGGGGAACAAUAAGACUACGUUUCAAUAUGUAUUUAGUACAAUCUUGUAAUUAAUGAGACAAUAAGACUGAA
Messenger RNA from Suhomyces tanzawaensis NRRL Y-17324, 2263 nucleotides. Its product is annotated as beta-mannosyltransferase. Gene Ontology annotation, molecular function: mannosyltransferase activity. Bases 81 to 2204 code for a protein of 707 amino acids. NCBI's taxonomy places the organism in Eukaryota, Fungi, Ascomycota, Pichiomycetes, Serinales, Debaryomycetaceae. The record is from RefSeq and is a predicted model, not a curated record. The transcript has a single exon.